UCUUUUCUACCCGCUUGCUUGCUCGUGACCCCAUUUCAGGUCGCCGACCCCGCAAAAUUCAUUCGCUCAUAGCCCAUUGGAAGACUCAAUCGCUGUCUCCAACUUUUUUCGAAAACACCCUCGAGUAGACAGUCUAUCUACAACCACACUACAAACAUGAAAGCCAUCAUCCUCGUCGGAGGGUUUGGAACCCGCUUGCGACCUCUUACUCUCACGUACCCCAAGCCGUUGGUUGAGUUCGCCAACAAGCCCAUGAUCCAGCACCAGAUCGAGGCAUUGGCUGCGGCGGGCGUCACUGACAUCGUGCUGGCCGUUAACUACAGGCCGGAGGUCAUGACGGAAGCAUUAAAGAACUAUGAGAAACAAUAUAACGUCAAGAUCGAGUUCUCUCUCGAGACUGAGCCCCUCGGCACUGCUGGCCCUCUGAAGCUCGCGGAGCGCAUCCUUGGCAAAGACAACUCCCCAUUCUUCGUCCUCAACGCCGACGUUACCUGCGAAUACCCCUUCAAGAAGCUCGCCGAGUUCCACAAACAGCACGGCGACGAGGGAACUAUUGUGGUUACCAAGGUCGAAGAGCCGUCCAAGUAUGGCGUCGUUGUCCACAAACCCAACCAAGCCUCGAGGAUAGACCGCUUUGUUGAAAAGCCCGUCGAGUUCGUGGGCAACCGAAUCAACGCUGGCAUCUAUAUUCUCAACCCCAGCGUCCUCAGCCGCAUCGAGCUCCGUCCCACCUCAAUCGAGCAGGAAACUUUCCCUGCCAUGUGCAAGGACGGCCAGCUACACUCAUUUGACUUGGAGGGAUUCUGGAUGGACGUUGGACAACCCAAAGAUUUCCUUUCGGGGACCUGUCUGUAUCUUUCCUCCCUGACGCGGCGAGGGUCGAAGCUCCUCACCCCAGCAUCUGAACAUUUCGUACAUGGCGGCAAUGUUAUGAUUGACCCGUCAGUAAAGAUUGGAAAGGGUUGCCGCAUCGGUCCUAAUGUCACUCUUGGACCCAAUGUGGUUGUCGGCGACGGUGUGAGGCUGCAGCGAUGCGUCAUACUGAAGAACAGUAGGAUCAAGGACCACGCAUGGAUCAAGUCUACCAUUGUCGGCUGGAACAGCACUGUCGGCAAGUGGGCGCGAUUAGAGAACGUUACCGUCCUAGGUGAUGACGUCUCCAUUGGCGAUGAGGUGUACGUCAACGGUGGCUCCGUUCUACCCCACAAGUCCAUCAAGCAGAACGUUGACACCCCCUCUAUUAUCAUGUAAACCCCGCGAAUCUUUGGUUCGUCAUGGUCUGUGAGAGUCGAUCUUUCCCUCGACCACCUAGUUCAGGAACCAAUUUCUUACAACCUUUAAUUAUCUUGCACUUUCUUGUAUAUUUUGCAUUGCGGAUUCCGUUUUUCAUUCCGCAUCUCCGUCGAUGUUGGGUGUUAUAAGGAGACUUCUGCACUCUCAACUCUCUUGGGCAUAGGUUCACAAAAAGUAAAUAGAGUCAUGACAAUGAUAGGGGAUGGGAUCUUUGGGCUGGGUUUAUUGGUCUGCUACAGUACGGAGGUUGCACUUGUUGCUUGUUUGGUUUCUCGCGUAUUGAGCAACGGUUUUUGCAUGGACGUGUUGUUGUGGGCAAGCAGCGUCUUGGCGGGAUGGAUUCUGACAUUCGGGUGCGAGAAGAUGGAGAUAUCGUCCUAGAUACACAUCAGGUACGAAUCUAAUACAGAUGAAAAGC
Messenger RNA from Lindgomyces ingoldianus, 1711 nucleotides. RefSeq names its product mannose-1-phosphate guanyltransferas-like protein. The coding region runs from base 157 to 1251 and encodes 364 amino acids. The record is from RefSeq and is a predicted model, not a curated record. Gene Ontology annotation, molecular function: GTP binding; mannose-1-phosphate guanylyltransferase (GTP) activity. The transcript has 5 exons. Lineage: Eukaryota; Fungi; Ascomycota; Dothideomycetes; Pleosporales; Lindgomycetaceae. Gene Ontology annotation, biological process: cell wall mannoprotein biosynthetic process; GDP-mannose biosynthetic process. Gene Ontology annotation, cellular component: cytoplasm.